Molecule: messenger RNA, 1803 nt
Organism: Phyllopteryx taeniolatus (common seadragon)
Lineage: Eukaryota; Metazoa; Chordata; Actinopteri; Syngnathiformes; Syngnathidae
Gene: dnase1l4.1
Product: deoxyribonuclease 1 like 4, tandem duplicate 1
Exons: 9
Coding region: 384-1457 (357 amino acids)
Biological process (GO): DNA catabolic process
Cellular component (GO): nucleus
Molecular function (GO): DNA nuclease activity
Source: RefSeq, a predicted model, not a curated record
UCAGACGUUGCAAGAAGUGACGCCGGGUGACAGGCGACGAAGUACCAAUGUCAACUGCUCUCCGGUGGCGCUUAUCACCAACAGCCAGAUGAGAUGCGGGCACAGCAGCCACAUCUGCAAGUGUCGAAGCAUCAGCUAUAAAUGUGAGGGCUGAGCGGGAGAGGCGCUCCUUUCCCGUCUACGAGUGACGGGACUUUCGGACAGGGAAAAACGGCCCAGAAUUCCGCGCGGGUGUCUGUGAUCUUGAUCUGGGAUCGUGCCGAGCUUUGGACAUAAAUACGGAUCAAAUUGCAGCGAGUGUGAGCUCACUUCUCUUUUUUGCUCGUCUUUGAUUGGAAAAGCAGCGGGAGUUGUGCCGAUUGUUGUUCAGUAAGGCAGCCGCCAUGAAAAUUGCAUCGUUCAACGUCCAGAAGUUUGGACGAAGCAAAGUGUCCGACCCAGAAGUCGUUCAGAUCCUGGUGGAGAUUAUCCGCCGCUAUGACAUCAUCGUGAUCCUCGAGGUGGUGGACAUCAGCGGCACGUCCAUCGAAACCCUUUUGGAUGCCCUCAACACGGCCGACGUGACUCAUCACUACACGAUGACGCUCAGCAUUCGGCUGGGACGAUCCAGCUACAAGGAGCAGUUCUUGUUCUUGUACAGGGACGACUUGGUGGACCUUGUGGGCUCGUAUCAGUUCGACGACCAGGCGACCGACGGCAGCGACGUCUUCGCCAGGGACCCUUACAUCCUGAGGUUCCGAUGCCACGGCACCGGUGGGACGAGUCGGCCUCGCGCCAAAACGUGCGCGUCAAACGUUUACGUGUGCGCUUGUGUUUCCGCGGCAGUGCUGAAGGACCUGGUGAUGAUUCCCGUUCACACCAAACCGGACGAUUCGGAGACCGAGCUCGACGAGCUCUUUGACGUCUUUGAGGAUGUCAAGAAGAAGUGGAGGACUGACAACGUGAUGAUCUUGGGCGACUUCAACGCGGACGGCGCGUACGUGUCCGAUCGCGAAAUGCAGGAGAUCCGCAUUCGCAGCGACAAGAACUUCCACUGGCUGAUCGAAGACGACGUGGACACCACGGCCAGCACGGGGAACGCGUACACGUACGACAGAAUCGUGGUCUACGGAGACGACAUGCUCCGCGCUGUGGUCCCCAACUCCGCCAGAGCCUUCAACUUCCAGAAAGCGUUUGACCUCAGCAACGAACAGGCUCUGAAGGUGAGCGACCACUACCCGGUGGAGGUUGAGCUCAGGUCUCUCACCGAGCCGCCGCAAGAAAAUGAAGGUCCACGAUUGAACAGCAAACUGCUGGAGCUGCAGCAGGAAAACCUGCUGCUGGAGCGUGAGAAACUCAACCUGGAGAUCCAGAUGCUGCAGAUGAAACUGGCCAAAAUGAAGCGAGGAGAUGAAAAAGAACGACUGCUGCUACAGCUGCCAGACCACCAGCCGGCCUCUCGCUGCAAAAUACAGUGAAAUAAUGACACACUGUUUAGGACUGAAGCCACUAGACUGGUCUACAGGUCAAACCUCGUCCCAGAGGGCCUUCUCAGGGUGACAAUAGUUCCUUUCAACACAUUUCAAUAUCGGAGUUGUUUAUAGCCAAGUAUCAUAACGUCUACUAGUUGAUUACAUCAGACCUAUACGUCCAGUUUACAGACAUUUUUGUGAAUUGUCUGAUAUUUUGUGACCUCGUUCAACGCUAUUUUGCUUUUUAAACUGUAUUUCAGUUUGCACCCUAUUUGGAGGCGUGUCACGGUAGGUUAUUGGUUCACACGUUGUUAUAUAGAAAUAUUAAAAAUAUGUUGUCUUGGAGUACUCA